UCUGUCCGCCCAGAGCACUCUGCAGCAUAGAGUGUGAGGAAAAAGACAAAACCAGAAAAAGAAAAGUCAUCCCCAGGGCUCGAUCUAGCAACAGAGUCUGCAGCAUGUAGGGCGUCGGACCCCCCACCCCCCACCCCGUGCUGCAACCCAGCAAUGUACACUCGUGGGAAACUGCUUGCGCCCCAGAGCCUGAGCCAGCUGCAGGCUUCCUUCACCUCGGUAGGGGACGUGCAGCUUGUGAUCCAAGCCGAGGAGAAAGGACUUGCUGCCGGGCUUUCAUUUCCUGGCUGAAAUUUCUCUCGUGGGGGCAGCGCCUGCAUCCCAGGGUGAUGAGGUUAGGGGCCCAGCUGCUAGGGGAGCCCUAGUGUUCGGAUAGGCAGCUGUGUGCCUUCGUGCCGGCCACUUUGGACGCCGGUCUUCUCUCCAACUGCUAUGGACAACGGGUCGUGCUGUCUCAUCGAGGGGGAACCCAUCUCCCAGGUAAUGCCUCCUCUACUCAUCCUGGUCUUCGUGCUUGGCGCCCUGGGCAACGGCAUAGCCCUGUGCGGCUUCUGCUUUCACAUGAAGACCUGGAAGUCAAGCACUAUUUACCUUUUCAACUUGGCCGUGGCCGAUUUUCUCCUCAUGAUCUGCCUACCCCUCCGGACAGACUACUACCUCAGACGCAGACACUGGCUUUUUGGAGAUAUCGCCUGUCGCCUGGUCCUCUUCAAGCUGGCCAUGAAUAGGGCCGGGAGCAUUGUCUUCCUCACUGUGGUGGCUGUGGACAGGUAUUUCAAGGUGGUCCACCCCCACCAUAUGGUGAACGCCAUCUCCAAUCGGACUGCAGCCGCCGCCGCCUGUGUCCUCUGGACUUUGGUCAUCUUGGGGACUGUGUAUCUUCUGAUGGAGAGUCACCUGUGUGUGCAGGGGACGCUGUCGUCCUGCGAGAGCUUCAUCAUGGAGUCAGCCAAUGGGUGGCACGAUGUGAUGUUCCAGCUGGAGUUCUUCCUGCCCCUGACAAUCAUCUUGUUCUGCUCGGUCAAAGUUGUUUGGAGCCUGAGACGGAGGCAGCAGCUGACCAGACAGGCUCGGAUGAGGAGGGCCACCCGGUUCAUCAUGGUAGUGGCUUCUGUGUUUAUCACGUGUUACCUGCCCAGCGUGCUGGCUAGACUCUACUUCCUCUGGACGGUGCCCACCAGUGCCUGUAACCCCUCUGUCCACACAGCCCUCCACGUCACCCUGAGCUUCACCUACCUGAACAGCAUGCUGGAUCCCCUUGUAUACUACUUCUCAAGCCCCUCGUUCCCCAAAUUCUACGCCAAGCUCACAAUCUGCAGCUUGAAGCCCAAACGCCCGGGACGCUCGAAGACACGGAGGUCAGAAGAGAUGCCAAUUUCGAACCUCUGUCGUAAGAGCUCCAUCGAUGGGGCAAAUCGUUCCCAGAGGCCAUCUGACGGGCAGUGGGAUCUCCAAGUGUGUUGAAUGCCAUUAAGGCAAACAGCCCAACAACGAGGCAGAGAAAUGGGCAACUGUGAGUUAAAUCUGAAGGGUGGGGGACUGGAAGAUGCCUCCCCCCUCUCUCUCAGCUGUAUCUUUCUCACUCAGGUAGAAAUGGGAUCCAUCCUGCUCAUCCUUUUCCAUAAGGUUCCAAAUGGGUUGGUUGCAUUUAAAUACUCUGAUUGCAAUGGGGGGGGGCAGCAUGUGAGUGUGAAGGAAACCGUGGGUGUCAGGUCAGGAACUACCCGGAGCCCGUGUCACUUUGCAUGGCUGAGAAAAGCGGUAUGAGCCUGGCUGGGUCUUGUUCUAGCUCGGAGAGAGUUAACGAUCUCAAUAACUCGUCGGUAUUUCCUGGACUGAAAAAAAAAAAAAAAAUAGAAACUGCACUGAGUCAAUACACUUAUUUCCAGCUGAGAGAGACCCUUUGCCGCAGGACACCCGGUCCUAGCCGUUUUUUUUUUUUUUUUUUUUUUUAUCUUCCCUGGGGAGACUCUACACAUUUCAAGAUUUGAACAUCCAGGUGGCCCAGGAGGGCAGCAAAAAGAAUCCAUUCUAACCUUCGCGGCGGCGCGGCGGCGCGACGAUUUUUUUUUUCUGAUUUUUAAGUGGUUUCUUUCUUUGUUUUUCUUUUGUUUGCAUUUUCAAAGAAGAUGCUGAGGGACUUGUCCACCCGGUAUCAGCUAUUGUUUCUCCAGUGGGAACUGAGAGCCUGCUUUCCACAGCCAGGAGUGGGGUAUGGGGGGGGGGCGUCCUUCCUGGUAUUUGGGAUGGGUUAAUUCAAGCAUGGUUGUUCUUCGCUGCUUAAUGCAUGAGUUUGAGCUGAAAUCCUUCCUUCCUUCCUUCUCAAGUCUUGGUUGAAUCCACAGUGUGUUGUCCCACCCUGUCCAGCAUCCUCAUCUGUUCUGUUUUUGCUGCUGGGUAUCGAACUUGGGACCUUACCCGAGCCGGGCAAGCACUGACCACUGAGCUGCACUCCCAAACCCCUUGUGCCCCUUUUAGCUGGUAGCGUUGUUAGCCAACUCUUGGGAGAAAGUAAAUCGGUAGGAAUGGCAGCAACAGUUUAGCUCCAUGUCCUUUCAUCCUGUCUAGACUUCAGGUCAGCCAUCAGGGUCUCCUAUUGGGGGCCUCCCUCAUGCACGUCUGUUCCCCAAAUAUUACCCAGAAUUCUCACAGCUAGGUGAUUCUGUGUAAGUGCAGGCUGCCCCUGUCCUGGAGAAGAAGAAAUAGAUUCUGUGUUAACCUUAGUCCCACUGUCAAGCCACAAAAGUGGUGACAGCCAGUCAGUCACUCUCUCCAAUUCCCAGGGUAUUCUCCCCAGGGACGGGACCUUGACACCUUUUAUGUCUUUAGCUCAAGAUGCUCCUCAAGGUCCCCGUGGUUUCCUUUGCCAGAGGUGUUGUCCAGCCUAGGAGCGAAAAACAGGCUGACUGACUGACUGCAGGGCUGUCGAGACGGCUCAGGGGGUAAACAGGGUCUGCCACGAAGCCACCAAGCUGAGUAGAUCCCUGAGACCCACAUGGUAGAAGGGAACACCAAAUCCCAAAGGUGGUUCUCUGUCCUCCACAUAUGUUCACACAUGUGCACACACAUGCAUGCAUGCACACACACACUAAAUACAUUAAUGCAAUAACAAUUUUAUUGGCUACACGGUCAAGUUUGAAUCUUAGCUUAAAAGCUUAUUAGACAUGAGGUCGCAGGGAAGACUUUAUUUAACCAUGCUCAGUUUUGAUGUUCAGCAGGGGUAGUUGGUACAGAUGCCAAAGGGUUUGGGGGCAAAUUCAAUGACUGUACACUCAGAAGCACGAGAAAUCUGUUGUUCCCAGGUGCCCAGAAGAAGACCACAUGCGUGUAGUAGAUGAUAAAUAAACAGUUGCUGAAC
Messenger RNA from Mus pahari (shrew mouse), 3358 nucleotides. RefSeq names its product hydroxycarboxylic acid receptor 1 (gene Hcar1). Gene Ontology annotation, biological process: G protein-coupled receptor signaling pathway. Gene Ontology annotation, cellular component: membrane. The coding region runs from base 433 to 1464 and encodes 343 amino acids. The record is from RefSeq and is a predicted model, not a curated record. NCBI's taxonomy places the organism in Eukaryota, Metazoa, Chordata, Mammalia, Rodentia, Muridae. Gene Ontology annotation, molecular function: G protein-coupled receptor activity. The transcript has a single exon.